Peromyscus leucopus (white-footed mouse) is the source of this 1782-nucleotide messenger RNA. RefSeq names its product coagulation factor II thrombin receptor like 2 (gene F2rl2). Gene Ontology annotation, molecular function: thrombin-activated receptor activity. The record is from RefSeq and is a predicted model, not a curated record. The transcript is spliced from 2 exons. NCBI's taxonomy places the organism in Eukaryota, Metazoa, Chordata, Mammalia, Rodentia, Cricetidae. The coding region runs from base 307 to 1419 and encodes 370 amino acids. Gene Ontology annotation, cellular component: membrane. Gene Ontology annotation, biological process: phospholipase C-activating G protein-coupled receptor signaling pathway; positive regulation of Rho protein signal transduction; thrombin-activated receptor signaling pathway.
CUGCCAUUAUUUAAAUGCCCUGGGGGAAAAUACAGCAUCGGUUCUAAAUGAAAUAAUGGCAGGGGGUGAGGGAGGGUUAAAGGGGUAACACACUCCAGAGAGGCUCAGCCUGAGUCACUCAUACGGAAACAUCAAGUGGCCACAUCCUUUCCCUGCAAAGGCAGGGCAAGUCCCUGCCCACAUAGUGCAGGGUGGACAUUUCUCAGGCUUCCACUUGCUGCUGGUACAUGGAGCAGAGGCAAAACCUGCCUGUGCCUCUGCACACUUGAUAAAUAACGCUCCAUAACCGGGUCUCAGGACAUCGAGAUGAAAGUCCUUAUUUUGACUGCUGCUAGGCUGCUGCUUCUGCCGGCCACUUUUUGCCAGAGUGGCAUGAAAAAUGUUUCAGAGAACUCAGGACAGCCAACCUUAAGUAUUAAGACCUUCAAUGGAGCUCCCUCCAAUACCUUUGAGGAAUUCCCGCUUUCUGACAUAGAGGACUGGACAGGAGCCACCACGACCGUAAAAAUGAAAUGUCCUGAAGAAAGCAUCUCAACUCUCCAUGUGAAUAAUGCUACCAUGGGAUACCUGAGAAGCUCCUUAAGUACCAAACUGAUACCUUCCAUCUACAUCCUGGUGUUUGUGGUCGGUGUACCAGCGAACGUCGUGACCCUGUGGAAACUCUCCUCGAGGACCAAAUCCAUCUGUCUGGUCAUCUUUCACACCAACCUGGCCAUCGCAGAUCUCCUCUUCUGUGUCACACUGCCAUUUAAGAUUGCCUACCACCUCAAUGGGAACAACUGGGUCUUUGGAGAGGUCAUGUGCCGCAUCACCACACUCAUUUUCUACGGCAACAUGUACUGUUCCAUUCUCAUCCUCACCUGCAUGGGCAUCAACCGAUACCUGGCCACUGUCCAUCCUUUCACAUACCGGAAGCUGCCCAAGCGCAACUUCAGUCUGCUCCUGUGUGGCCUGGUGUGGGUAAUGGUCUUCUUAUAUAUGCUGCCCUUCGCCAUCCUGAGGCAGGAGUAUCAUCUUGUCCAGCCAGAGAUCACCACCUGCCACGAUGUCCACAACACAUGCGAGUCUCCAUCUCCCUUCCAGUUCUACUACUUCACCUCCUUAGCGUUCUUUGGAUUCCUCAUUCCGUUUGUGGUCAUUGUCUACUGUUACACAACUCUCAUCCGCAAGCUUAACGCGCAGGACCGCAGGUGGAUGAGGUAUAUCAAGGCGGUUCUCCUCAUCCUUGGGAUUUUCACAAUCUGCUUUGCUCCUACCAACAUUAUACUCAUAAUCCACCACGCCAACUACUACUACAACAACACCGACAGCUUGUACUUUAUGUAUCUCAUCGCUUUGUGCCUGGGGAGCCUGAAUAGUUGCCUAGAUCCAUUCCUUUACUUUGUCAUGUCAAAAAUUGUAGAUCAGCUUACUUCUUAGCCAACAUUGGCAAGAGCCUCUUAGAGAACAAGGAAAGAUAUUACUGAAAGUGUACCUGCUGGAGCCGACUUGUGCAUGGCAGCAACGGCCCAAUUUUUUUUGUUUGUUUUUUGUUUUGUUUUGUUUGUUUGAGACAGGGUCUCACUGUGUAGUCCUGGCUAGCCCAGAACUCACAGAGAUCUGCCUGCCUCUGCCUCUCAAGUUUUGGGAUGCACAACCAGGCCUGGUGAGAGCUCCAUUUUUAAGCUCCUUUGAAAUAAUGCUUCAAACAUCAAAUGUCAUAAAAUUAUUAGGAUCAAAAAAUACUUUGUCAGUAUUUUAAGAAUGUCUUAAUCUUAAGUAAAAUGAUCAUUAUUCUCCUUA